AUGGGGCUGUUUUCACUCGAAUGUGCAAUUGUCGGUCAGGUGGAAAGCACGUUUGCCGUAAAGAUUGACGAUGGUCAGAUGAUAGGCGAGUUAAAGGAGGUGAUUAAAGCAGAGACGGCAACAAUCUCAUGUGACGCCAGAGACUUGCAGCUCUUUCCAGCAAAGACGAUAGAUGGCAAGUGGCUGUUGUCUAGCAUGGAAGAUGCGAAGAAGUUGAAGAAGGGUGAGACGACUGCUCUCAUUGAAGCGUUAACACACAAAGAUCGAGAGCUGCAGGGGGAAGACCCUAUUGCUGACUUCUUUGCCGAUACGGAAACUCAAAAAGCGGAAGAGAUGCACGUGCUGGUGGUGGUUCCGGAGGAAAUUACAUCACUUGAGAGCAAGAUGAAGCGAAGAAGGUUGUUGGCGGAUGAAGACGCCCCGGACUAUUGGAUGGUGGCGAUCGACGACGAGCAGGUUACAGCAUUACCAUUGACUUGUGAAGAUUUGAGAAAGCACCUGCAACGUGCGCUUCGAGUCAAAGUUCCCAUCAGUGAUGAAUCAUUCCAAUUGAUACGCGAGUAUAACACAACUGGAGAGUGUACUAGCACGUACGAUAAACUAUUUGAACCCGUACCACGUCGAGCAAUCUCGGACGGAGCUUCGAUUGUCGGGGGGUCGUUUGUUGAUCCCCUUUUUUGCGGUUGCUCUGGGUUCGUAUCCAAAGCAACAUAUCAUUUCUUGUGGGAUUCUCUCAUUGCAGUACUAUUCAAACGUAUCUCAAACGGGACGUAUCUUCGCUACAGGAAUGAGUCUUCUUCAAUUGACCUCGGUCGACCAGAUUUGUGCUAUUACUGCAAAUAUAGCGAUGUGUGCAUUUUUCGCGGGGCGGAAAAAGCAAGUGGACAGAUGCAAGUGCCACUCAAAGAAUUGUGCGAUAAACUCGUAUGGAAAUAUGACGCUGCGUCAUAUAUUUUUGGCUACGCUGCUGUGGGACUGAAAGUAUGCUUGGUAAUUAUUCGGAAAGACGAGAUGACGGAACGUGGCGCAAAAGUGGAAACUAUCGAAACGUACGAUUUGAGUGAUCUCCAUAGCCGUCUACAGUUUUUUCUAGCCAUGCUUAACCUUUUGACGCUUUUCCGACCAGUUUUAAAGCUUAUCGAACCGCUGGGUAUACCCGAGUACGGCAAUAUCAUUGCAGGCAAUGGUGUGAAGAUAUCACUCGCAGAGGAUUGUGUUGUGAAGACGUAUGGCUUUGAUCCCAUUGAUACCUUUGGUCGCUUUGGUCCCUUUGACCCCUAUGGUAUAACAAGUGGCAGCGUAAUUUGGAACCUAAGGAAGGUGCAUCAUCUAAUGAAAAAAGGCUCGGUCCCGAACGUUGUGGAGCUAAGGAAAACGAGCAUGAAAAAAAAACAUGUGAUACUUUCUCCUCUUGGUCGACCAGUCGCACCUAAAAACGUCCAUCAGCUUCUGACGGCCUUGCGCGAUAUACUCAAAGCGCUAGUGGCAAUGCACGCAAUCAAAAUUAUGCAUCGAGACUUGAGAUGGCCAAAUGUGCUGAAGUACCAAGACAAAGGUGACAAGUGGUUUUUGAUUGACUUUGACGAUGCAGCACUGUCGCCGGCUUCAAAAGUGAAUCAUUUGAGAGCAGAAACACAUGCUCCUGAGGUAUUGUUAUCUUCUCAUACGGUUAAGGUCGACAUUUGGAGCGUGGGCUAUCUCUUACGGACGUCAAAUAUCCGAAAUCUUCCGGCGAAGCUGAUCACAAUGAAAGAAAAGUGUUUGCAGGAGAAUCCGAUGCAGAGACCCACGGCAGUAUCACUCUUGAAGUCGAUCGAAGAGCUUUUAGGAGUAGACAGCGCUCACACGAAUGCCCCCUGA
Molecule: messenger RNA, 1860 nt
Organism: Peronospora farinosa
Lineage: Eukaryota; Oomycota; Peronosporomycetes; Peronosporales; Peronosporaceae
Source: the annotation of a GenBank genome assembly